Molecule: messenger RNA, 1764 nt
Organism: [Candida] anglica
Lineage: Eukaryota; Fungi; Ascomycota; Pichiomycetes; Serinales; Debaryomycetaceae
Source: the annotation of a GenBank genome assembly
AUGGGUUCUCUACGUUCUCGUGACAUAGAACCAUCUAUUCUGCCCUCAUUUGAAAUUCAACCAGCGAUAUAUGACGCAGAUCAUGACCGUAAAAUUUCACGUCACAAUUCACAUACGUCUGGUCUCUCUAAGAUCAUAUCUGAAAUAAAGGAUGAUCAAGACUUACAUUCUAACGAUUACCGGGACAUUUCAAGGGUACAAGAGGAGUUACUGAAACGACAGACUCGAAAUGUAGAAGAGUACGUAAAUGGUUCCAUUGCAGAAAUAUCAUCUCGUCGUAAAUCAAAUUAUAAUUUGCAAGAUUCAAAAGAUCUUUCAUCCGAUAUUGAGUUAAAUGUUGAGGAAGAUCAGGGCCCUCCCAAGGAUUCUGGGUUUGCAUGGGUCGUUGCAAUCUGUUCAAUGUUUUCCCUUUUCUGUACCUGGGGUGCAACAGCCGGAUAUGGUGUGUUCCUUUCCUAUUAUAUCUCUGCAAACACAUUUCACGGUGCAACAGAAUACGAUUAUGCGCUUAUUGGUGGAUUAGUUGUGUGUCUUGCGCAAAUAUUUGCCCCGUUAGUUGUGUUGGCAUAUAAGAUGUUUGGACCAAGAUAUAUCUUCUUUUUCGGUAUUGUGCUUCAAACUGUAGGAUAUAUGUUAGCAUCCAUUUCAACUAAAAUUUGGCAACUUUACCUUACUCAAGGGUUUAUGGUUGGUACGUCUUACCUGUGUAUUUUCAUCCCCACGACAAUGAUUCUCCCCACUUGGUUUGAUAAAAAAAAAGCAACAGGAAUGGGUAUUGCAGUUUCUGGAUCUGGCUUGGGUGGUCUCUUUUUCUCUCUUGUUAUGAAUAAAAUAAUAUCAGUCACUGGAGAUCACAAGUGGGCUUUAAGAACGUCUGGAUUUGUAGUAUUGAUGAUAUUGCUGAUCGUUUGUACUUUCAUGAAACCACGGGUUUAUAAGCCACUUCCCUAUAAAACAACCAUGACAAUGGAGUUCAUUUACACAAAUACAAAGGUCAUCCUUGAUAUCAGGGUUUUUAAGAAAAGUAAUACAUUGAUUAUUUUAGCAGUUUGGUACGGAUUUGUUCUUUUCGGGUACAUGAUCUUGGUUUUUUCCAUGUCUGCGUAUGCUUCACUGGUUGGACUCACCCCUAGUCAAGGUUCAAUAUUAACUGCAUUAUUGAAUGCAGGGCAAGUCUUGGGUCGUCCAAUAUUUGGUAGCAUUGCUGAUCGUUACGGUAGAGUAAAUUUCAGUAUUGUCAAUUGUAUUGUUAUUACCAUCCUUAUAUUUACAUAUUGGAUAAAUGCAACAAGUUUUGCAGCAUUAUGUCCAUUUGUCAUUUUUGCCGGAAUGACUAUGGGUAUUGGUAAUUUAAUGUGUCAACCUAUGGCUACUGAUAUUCUUGAUGACAUGGAAGACCUUCCUGCUGCAUGGUCUGGAUUGAAUAUUGUUGGUGCAUUGUUUUGUCUUGCGCCAGAAACCAUCGCAUUGACAAUGAAUAAAAAAGGUUCUGCACACCCAUUCCGGAACUCUCAGGUAUUUGCUGGAUGUUGUUUCCUAUUUGGACUUUUCCUCCUACUCUUCGUUAGAGAGUUCAUGGUAAGAAAGAGAUUAAGGGCGAGAUUGGCAUUAGCUAGGUCUGAGUUAAAUGAAAUACAAUUCAAGGAAAAAUACUAUACAAAUGAGUACGAAUUGUACGAAGCAAGAAUUCAAAGAUAUGAAUACCUUCUUGCAAAUAAUCCAAAAGCCUAUUUAAUUCGUAUCUGUUAUCCAAUACGAACUUGA